AUGGUGCUGAAGCAUUUUAUCACAGAAGAGUAUUUAAAAGAAUCUCUGGACAGCUUCUCAUUGGAUAUCGAACCGGCUGUAUCUGAAUCGCAAAAUUCGAGCACCAAAAGGGAAAGGAAGUUUGCCAUUAUUACGGUCUUAAUUUGCUCCCUUCUCUCACUUCUUAUUUUACUUGUGCUGUAUCAAAAAGACUCUUUUAUAUCGACAUCUACAGUUAUCAUACCUGCUUCCAUUUCGGAAAAUGUUAUUCCGUGUCAAGGCCACACGUAUCCUCUUGAAAAAAGCCAUGACAAUUUUUCACAUGCCAACAAGCAUGCCAUCAUUAUCGAUGCUGGGUCCCAAGGCACCCGAAUGCACAUUUAUGAGCUAGAAUUUUGCAACGAGUUUCUAAUUGCAGUGCAUAAGGACUAUUUCUCAUCCAUCUCGGUCUCAUUCUCAUCAUUAGCUGCCACGCCUAGUCCCUUCAUUAUAGGCCCCAAGCUCAUCGACCCGCUGCUCUCAAAUGCUUUGAAGCUUAUUCCAGAAAAUGAGCACUCAACUACCCCUAUAGCUUUGAGAGCUACUGCGGGAGUCAGACUCCUUCCAAAAGAGCAAGUAGAGGCGCUUUUAUCAGGGGCUAGGCAAGCACUUUCCAAUUACCCUUUCCUUCUUGUCGACGACACGAGAAAUUCUGUAGAACUGAUAUCCGGAAUUUCUGAAGGAAUAUGGGCGUGGAUUUCGAUCAAUUUCCUGUACAAUAAUUUGCUGAACGACUGUGGUUGCAAUAUCACCCUGGUAUCAGCAAAAAACUCUUCAACCUCAAUCCAAGUGCAGGAACAAUCCAGCAAUUCAGUUAUUGACCUGGGUGGAGUUUCAUUGCAAAUCAUCUCUGAGAUUUCUCAAGAGGAGGCCCAAAUGCUUGCCAGAAUGGAUGCUCGCCUUGCCAGUGGAUUUCCGGUGAACAGUCCACCUCUUAACCUUGUACAUCCAGUGCGAUUCCAAGGCAAGCAGUACUUGCUUUUUGUGCACUCUUUUCUUAACUAUGGCUAUCAAACAGUCCGCUCUUUAGUUUUAUUAUCUAUUUGCAAUUCCGUACUGGGUACGUCGUUUGUAUCCAUAUCGUCCACUGAGCACCAAAAGGACAUUUUAGCUAGCGGAAAAACAUUUCCAGCCAUCGUUGCCCAUCCCUGCUUUACCAGUGGUACUUUAGCCGAGCCCAUGAGUGUAUUAGUUUCUAAGACCUCUGAAUAUCCCAGUUCCGCUUAUGUCGAUAUCACGAGCUCUGCACAAUCCUCUUGGAGUCGGUGUAACGCAGUCGUUUCGUCUGUUUUGGACACAAAGUCCUGUAAAUACCCUCAAUGCUCCUUUGAUGGGGUUCCAUUUCCUCGUUCCAUGUUGAAAAGAAAAAACGAAAUCAUCAAUCUGUCGUCGCACUUUUCAUCAAUUCUGGGCCCGAUUCUAAGACUUCUGCCAACAUAUGGCUGCUCUGAAGGUGGUUUCACUUUCGUAUGGAAAAGAAUAUUUAAGAAAACCCCCAGCGGCGGUAAUACAUACCAAGGCCGUCCUUCGUCUUUUACUCAUAAAGACAUUUCGCUUAGUGACAUUGAACGCCUAGGCAGGAUUAUAUGUUCGCCUCUUUUUACAGAAACGAGGUACCCCGAUAUUUUUGAAGCUUUUCAGAAUUCUCAUCCCUCAAUUCUCCCAAAUCUUUGCCUGGAUCUAAGCUACAUUUAUGUCAUGAUGACUAAGGGGUUUCAUUUGCCAAAAAAAGGGCCUGGCUCUUUUUUGCGUAUUGAAAUGGAAAAUAUCGGAAAUGCAUAUCCUUGCUGGACACUUGGUGCGGCAAUGAGUUUAUUUAGAGCAGAGGAGCAUUAA
Messenger RNA from Mitosporidium daphniae, 1854 nucleotides. RefSeq lists its product as uncharacterized. The record is from RefSeq and is a predicted model, not a curated record. The coding region runs from base 1 to 1854 and encodes 617 amino acids. NCBI's taxonomy places the organism in Eukaryota, Fungi, Microsporidia. Gene Ontology annotation, molecular function: GDP phosphatase activity; UDP phosphatase activity. Gene Ontology annotation, cellular component: Golgi apparatus; membrane. The transcript has a single exon. Gene Ontology annotation, biological process: nucleoside diphosphate catabolic process; protein N-linked glycosylation.